Sciurus carolinensis (gray squirrel) is the source of this 2363-nucleotide messenger RNA. Its product is annotated as broad substrate specificity ATP-binding cassette transporter ABCG2-like. Gene Ontology annotation, cellular component: plasma membrane. The record is from RefSeq and is a predicted model, not a curated record. The transcript has 13 exons. Lineage: Eukaryota; Metazoa; Chordata; Mammalia; Rodentia; Sciuridae. The coding region runs from base 217 to 1650 and encodes 477 amino acids. Gene Ontology annotation, molecular function: ABC-type transporter activity; ATP hydrolysis activity; ATP binding.
GGCCUGGAGGCCGCGGCGCGGCAGGGUCCUCCCGGGCGGGCUCUGCCGCGGCUGCGGGCGGUGUUCUGGGUGCGCACAGACCGCGUUCCCAGAGCGCAGGAAGGAGGAGAGGCGCUCAGCCCUCUCCACUGAGAAAGGCACAAACUCCAGUUGUCUUCCAGUCAUUUCCAGAAUUUUAUCCCAGAGUCACAAAGAAAUACCUAAUACUUUCCUAGGAUGGCAUCCAUUGACCUGAGGUCAUUUACCGAAGGGACUGUGUUAAGCAUUCAUAACAUCUGCUAUCGAGAAAAAGUGAAGAGUGGCUCUCUACUUUGCCGGAGAACAUCUGAGAGAGAAAUAUUAACAAAUAUCAAUGGGAUCAUGAAACCUGGCCUUAAUGCUAUCAUGGAAUGCACAAGUGGAGACAAAUCUUUGUUGCUGGACGUCUUAGCUGCAAGGAAAGAUCCAAGUGGAUUAUCUGGAGAUAUUUUGAUCAAUGGAGCGCCUCGACCUGCCAAUUUCAAAUGUAAUUCAAGUUUUGUGGUUCAAGAUGAUAUCUUGCUGGACACCCUGACAGUGAGAGAAAACUUACAUUUCUCAGCAGCUCUUCGACUUCCAACAACUGUGACAAAACAUGAAAAAGAUGAACGGAUUAAGAAGGUCAUUGAUGAGUUAGAUCUGGAGGAAGUGGCUGAUUCCAAGGUUGAAUCUAGAAAAGAAAGAAUAAAGACCAGUAUAGCAAUGGAGCUGAUCACUGAUCCUUCCAUCUUGUUCCUGGAUGAGCCGACAAAGGGUUUAGACUCGAGCACCGCAAAUGCUGUCUUUUUGCUCCUGAAAAAGAUUUCUGAGCAGGGACGAACAAUCAUCUUCUCCUUUCAUGAGCCUCAGAAUUCCAUCUUCAAGCUGUUCGACAGCCUCACCAUAUUGGCCUCAGGAAGGCUAAUGUUCCAUGGUCCAGCGCAAGAAGCUUUGGAGUACUUUGCAUCAGCAGGUUACCAUUGUGAGCCCCACAACAACCCUUUAGACUUCUUCCAGGACAUCCUGAAUGGAUACUCCCCUGCUGUGGUAGUAAACAACGAGGAAGUCUGUGAAGCCCAUGAAACUGAACAGCUGUUAACGAGACAGUCCUCAGUGAUCAAAGGAUUAGCUCAGUUUUAUGCUGAAUCCCGCUUCUACAGAGAAACAGAAACGGAAUUAGAGAGACUUUCAGGUGUUGAGAAUUACAGGAGGUCGGCCUUCAAGGAGAUCACCUAUGGCACCACCUUCUGCCACCAGGUCACAUGGAUUAUCUGGCGUUCGUUCAAAAACUGGCUGGGUCAUCUCCAGCCCUGGAUAGUUCAGAUAAUCAUCGCACUGAUACUGGGACUGGUGAUAGGUUUCGCUUUCCUUAGACUGAAAAAUGGUUGUACUGAAAUCCAGAAUAGAGCCUGGUCACUCUAUGUGCUGACUGUCUUCCAGUGUGUCACUAGUGUUUUAACCAGGGAGAUCUUCUUGAUGGAGAGGAAUCUUUUUAUACACGAGUGCAUCAGUGGAUACUACAGAGUGUCGUCUUACUUCUUUGGAAAACUGUUCUUUGAUUUACUGCUCAGGAGGUUUUUUCCAAGUUUUGUAUUUACUUUGGUGCUCUACUUUAUGUUAGAAAUAACUAUAUUCGACCACACACCAGAUUAAAAACCACUGAUAGAGCUUUAAUCUUCUAUUUUACAAUUAAGAGUUGUGUAAUAAAGAAUGUGUCACAAAAUCUAGAUCCCCCCAGAUACCUGUUUGGUGUUCUUGAAACUGUUUCAAAAUUUUCAGACUCUAAGACCCAGAGCAUUAGCUCAGAAUUGUUUAUAAAGUAGUUUAUGUUACUUAACCUAAUCCAUUCUCUGUCGCAGAGCCAUGUGAACAUUUGUGUAGGGAAGUCUUAGAUUAUGGAGAAACUAUCCAUUUCUCAAGAUAUUAAAUCUACUUAUAAAUCCCCACUUCAGUUUCUUCACUAAUGCAAUUGCAGCAACAAUGAACAAUGUGGAGAUAUCUGGAUACAUGAAUAUGCUGUUGGGUUUCCUUCAACAGUAGAAUUUCAUCCUCUUGUGCCUGUAUCUCUCCAUCUCAGCAAUUCAGAUAUUGUUCAAUAUUACAUGUGAAGGAGAGUGGGUGUUACAUGCAAAGGUCCUUCGUCAGUAAAUGUAUGAAAGAAAACUGUGAUAACUUUGUGCAGUUACGAGGAGGGGAAAUGAAAUUGUGAACCCCUGUUGUCUUUUUUCAUUUUGAUGUUAGUUGAUUGGAAAAUUACAGUGUUCUUUGCAUGUUGAACAGUCCGAAAUGCAAGGUAACCUAGACAACCACACUGACCCCUUCUUUUCUUUCUGAGGGUUGAAAUGGGGGAUAACAUCUUUCCUCAU